AUGCCAUCACAGAAUGAUCUUUCUAUCGCACAAUUUCAACAUGCUACGGCUUGGAAGGUUCAAGAGUUGGCAAGUAGUGUUCAAGAUCUUGCCGUGAAAAUGGAGAACCCAUAUAUCAGAGGAAGGAUGAGGGAUUCCAAGUUGGCCAGAAAGGCAGAUACUCGAGAGAAGGAUCCAAUGCCAAUAAACUAA
Paracoccidioides lutzii Pb01 is the source of this 192-nucleotide messenger RNA. RefSeq lists its product as hypothetical. Bases 1 to 192 code for a protein of 63 amino acids. The record is from RefSeq and is a predicted model, not a curated record. The transcript has 2 exons.